AAGCUCCUUUUUUUUUAUUGUGGGGAAAUGCCUCAUGCAAACCCAUAUGCCCCGGGGGAGGCGUAUGGGCACUGCUGGUCUCCUACUGGCUAAAACCACCACGGCAUCCCUCGCCACGCCAAAGUGUUGGGGACCAGUGUGUUAUAAGAAGGCGCUCAAGCUGUAGCAUUACUUCAAGCAGGCCACAGACAACGUGAGGUCGCUCGAAGACUUCGAAUUAGCAGAUCUUCAGUGCAAUGAGUUUACAGACGAUACUUAGAGACUGGAGCAUUCGAUCGCCGUCCAGGUACGGGCAGAUCUAGGGUUACAUCAGCAGCAGAUGAUCGUUACAUUCAACUUAUUGUUCUGUGAAAUCGUCGACUCCACGCAGUCCAAGUCCAACAAAGUCUGCGUGAUGAACACCAAGUGGUCAUAAGUUCAAAUACUGUUAGAAGGAGACGGCAACAGGCCCAGCAUUAACGGUAGCCCACCGUCAAGCACGACUUGAAUUUGCUCAAGAGCAUAGAGAUUGGACGUUUGAGCAGUGGAGUAAAGUACUCUUCACUGAUGAGACAAGGAAAACUUGGCAACAGAAAUAUUGUAUAUUAUUUAAUGCAAGCAAACAGGGAAUUGAACGCCUUGAAAUAUAUGAUCAUAAAGAAGAGGUAAUGACUGGUGCUAUCCCUAAAAUAAUAACUCUUGAAAAUUGUAUAAAAAUAACACAUUCUAGUCCAAACACUAUUACAAUAUUAACUAAGUCACAUACUCAACAACUUAGCACACAAUCUGAAACGGAGACUUUAGAAUGGGUGAAUGCCUUACAAUCUGUAGCCUUUAAAGGACGAGAUUCCUGUCCUAUCAGUUGCGACGAAGACAAUGACUUGUAUUGUUCUUCUGGUGAAGGGGUAUUUUCAGUAAAAAUGUGUGCUUCAGAAGCUUCUACAAGGUGUGGGUUUGAAUCCAUUAGAUAUCUCCUCUUACUAACUUCAACUGCCAUUGAAUUAAGAGAUGUUAAUGAUAACAAACUAUAUGCCACAUGGCCAUACAGGUACAUAAGAAGGUAUGGUUACAGACAGGGUAAAUUCACUUUUGAGGCUGGUAGAAAGUGUGAUACUGGUGAGGGAAUUUUUCAUUUAGAACAUCCAAAUCAAUCUGAAAUAUUCAAAUGUUUGUCAUUGAAAAUGAAAACAAUGAAACAAAUGAUUGGUAAUGAAAAUCUGAACAGUCCUGAACAUACAGAGUUCAAUAUUCAACCCAGUGCAAACUUAUUUCCUGGAUCUAGAAGUCCUUUAGUGGCUGCAAGACCAGAUGAUUUGAAUUUGAGUUCUCUAUCAUUUAAAACAACUUCUGUAUCAUCCAGCCAACAAAGUUCUUGUACUGAAAGAGACAGUGCACCUUUAUUGAUGCCUAAACCAGCAUUAAAACCUAAACCUCAAAAGCCACCACGAAAAAUAAUCAAUGUUCAUAACAUCAAUAAAAAUGUCACUAAAGAUGUUCCAAGUUCAACUGAUGAAAGUGUAGAUUUUGGUAGAUAUAACAAGCUUGAUAACUAUGAACCUAUUGAUCAAGUGAAGAGAGAUCAAAGUCCACCCUCUGUGCCAUAUGAUAAGGUUGAGGUGCGCAGUGAAGCAUGGAAAACUUUAGGAAUAGAUGAUCCUGAUCAUACAGAAUUCACUCCUAACUUGGGUGACAAUCCUAACUGCCUAAAAUUAAUAUCAAGGUCUCAAGACAACUUGAAUAACCAUGGUCUUAUCUUAAUACCGAGUCCAGUAGUUGACCCAGAAGACGAGAACUAUGAUAGAUUGCAAUACUUUGGAUCUACAAGUAAAUUGAAUAAGUCUUCUAGGUAUAAAAAAAUGGAGGCUCGCCCCACAACACUAUCUUUGGGUGAUUCAAAGAAUAAGGACACAUGGAAUGAUUAUGAUGAAGUUGAGAAUGUAAUGCAGACAGCUAGACUGGCAGAUGAUUCUCAUUUAGGCUAUGGAAUGAUAAGGAAGCCUAAUACACCUGGACCUCAGGUACCUACUGCUGCUCAAGUUCAGGCACUACAGAAUCAAGUUGGUUUGGAAGAAGUGAAUCAUAAUAGUUGCAAUGGAAGUGACUAUGCUAUUGUUAGCCGUCCAAAAAGAGUAUAAAAUGGUAACAUUAAAGACUGAAUGUAGUGUUUGUUCACUCAAUUACCAAUAUUGUUAAUUAGAGUUUAAUACCAACUAUAAUUAUGUAUACUUAGCAAUAAAUUUAUCAACCUAUAAUUAUUAUUGAUUUUAAAUAUGUUAUGUAUGGAGAAAAUACAAAACAUAUAGAGAAGACAUUUCCAAAAUGAGACUGUAUUGCAUUCCUUUGUACAUUCUACUUAAAUACAUUUAGAUAUUAUUUAAAUGUGCAUUCUUUUGUAUAUUGUUGAGCACAGGUAUUUUAUAAUGGAAAAUGUAUCAAUGUGAUUAUAUUGUGCCUUAUAUUUCUAGUAUUUUGAAGAUUUGAAGCUUGUGCCAAUUGAAAGCAAAUAAUGAUCAUUUUAUAAGUAGAUUAUAAUUACCAUUAGUAAUACUACUUAUGUAUCAUAUAUUUCAUUUACAUUGUGAUUAUUCCACAUUUUAAUAUUAUAACUUAUGUUAAUUUUUGAGAAACAGGAAGAAUAACUGAUUAUCUUUUUGAUAUAUGUAUUUUGUAUGAAUAAUAGAUGUUGAGAGGUAAUUAGAAAGACCAUAUAAUUAAUUUUACUACCUAUGUUAACAGAAUGUAAACAACAAUUUCAUUCUAAAGUUGGCCAUAUUUUUUGUGAUUAUUUGUAAUAAAUGGUAUAAUAUUAAUAAACAGUCUUAUUAUUUCAACUGUCAACUAUUGGACAUA
Messenger RNA from Galleria mellonella (greater wax moth), 2829 nucleotides. It is a transcript of the gene Dok, whose product is annotated as fibroblast growth factor receptor substrate 2. The record is from RefSeq and is a predicted model, not a curated record. The transcript is spliced from 3 exons. NCBI's taxonomy places the organism in Eukaryota, Metazoa, Arthropoda, Insecta, Lepidoptera, Pyralidae. Gene Ontology annotation, biological process: cell surface receptor protein tyrosine kinase signaling pathway; positive regulation of MAPK cascade. Bases 648 to 2114 code for a protein of 488 amino acids. Gene Ontology annotation, cellular component: cytoplasm.